UUCCCGUUGCCCCCCUGGCCAGCACUCCCCCUAACCCACACAAUGGGAUUGUGAAGGUGGACAUUGCUGGGGACUCCUGAACACUUGCACUCUGUGGAUGAUGGGUGACGACAGACUCUCUGAACACCCUGAACCCAUGGAAUUUCUCAACAUCUAUUUGGGAGACAACCUGCAGCCCCACCCAGGAGUGCAGCCCAUGGAUACAUACAGCCAUCUGGACCCACCUGAACCUUUCCGGGAACAGACCUGGGCGCCUGACUCUUCUGAUUCCACACAGAGGCGAGAUGCUUCUCCCAGGGGCUCCAGCACAGAGCCUGAGGGCCUGGGGAGUGGGUCUUCCCAGGGAGACCCAAGGCACAGCCACAGCUCCUCGACCCAGGUGAUGUUCUGGGCCGGUAUCCUGCAGGCCCAGAUGUGCGUCCUGGACCUGGAGGAGGAGCUGGAGAAGACCGAGGGGCUCAGGGCUGAGCUGAGGUCGUGCAUCCCCAAGGCCCCUGCGGACCUACCCCCUUUUUCCUCCAGCCUGGCAAGCCCCCUGGACUCGGGCCUUCACCCCGGGCCACCAGUGGAGGAAGCCUUGGGGGAAGACAGCAACAGACCUGAGGAAGAGAACCAGGCCCGGGUGUCAACAAGGGAGGGGACACCAAGCUCCUCCCCAGAGUGGGGUGCUGAGGAGGAGAGCGUGUUCUUUGACAACCCCCUCUUCCUGGAGAGCCCUUGCUCGGAUACCAGUGCUCCCCAAGCACGCUUCUCCUGGGGAUACCCGGAUUCCUGUGCUGACAUGAGGCCUGAGAGCCCGCAGAUCCUGGAGCCUCCCUUCCCAACAGGCAGGGUGCCAUGGGGGCUGGGAGAUGAGCCAGACUCAGGGGAGAGCAUGGCUGAUUCCAGUGGGCACACCACUCCUCCGUUCCCUGUGCCCACCUACAAAUCACACUCCUCCUCCUGGGCUGCACCAGACACCACCCAGCAGGCUUCCACAGCACCUCCCAGCUGGGGGGAGAGUGAGGGUGACUGUCUUGAUCCUGCAGCAUCUUGUGUGGACAAAGCAUCGGCCUGGGAAACAGGACAAAUCAGAUCUGACCCCAGCCCUGCCACUUAUCCUGUGCAUCCUUUGGCAAGUAACUUACCCUCUCUUGCUGAAGGCUGGCAAACAGAACAGGGUCCUUCCUGGCCCCAGGUGCCUCUUAUCUCCCAGGACAGAGGUGAUAGAGAUGCUGAGAGUCCCCAGGAGUCUGCUCCCUGCACCCCAGCCCCUGGCCCCUGGUGGGGCCCAGCCUCUUCGCCGGAGUCCAGCAGCCCGGAGCCUGAGAGCAGAAGCCUCGGCCCCAAACCCAGCCCAGUGUCCUCCUGGGAAGGCAGCCCGCAGCCCCAGAGCUGCCACACCAGCAGUGUUUUCCCCACGUGGACAAUAGAUGCUUCCCACCCGUCACUCCUGGAGACAGAUGGGGCACAGUUACAUUCCCUAGAGAGAGAGGAGGCCCGAGAAGCCCCAGACCCAGGGGAGGAAGUGAAGAUCGAGGGCCCUGCUGGCACUGCAGACGCCGGAGCUGUCCCAUCUGAUGCUCACCUGACUUCCACGGAAGGGUAAAGUCUGAGGACACUGAUGGACUUUUCCAGGCCUCCUGAGAGCCCCACGCCCCAAGCGAAGUCCCCAGAGGAGGGCCAGAGGCCGCAGGCUGCGGACAAGUUGGCUAACGGCGUCAGGACCGACAAGCUGGCCUGGGACCUGGCCUCCCGCCUCUAUCGCCUGGAGGGUUUCCGAAAAUCCGAGGUGGCUGCGCACCUUCGGAAGAACAAUGACUUCAGCAAGGCUGUGGCUCAGGAGUACCUGUCCUUCUUCCAGUUUGGCGGCCAGAGCCUGGACCGUGCCCUCCGGGGCUUCCUCCAGGCCCUGGUGCUCAGCGGGGAGACCCAGGAGCGGGAGCGCGUCCUGUACCAGUUCUCCAGGCGCUUCCAUCACUGCAACCCUGGGCUCUUCCCCUCAGUAGAUUCUGUGCACACCCUGACCUGCGCCACCAUGCUUCUUAACACGGACCUGCAUGGGCAGAACAUUGGAAAGAGCAUGAGCUGCCAGGAAUUCAUCAGCAACCUGAAUGGCCUGCAGGAUGGAGGGAACUUCCCCAAGGAGCUGCUGAAGGCCCUGUACUGGUCUAUCCGAAGUGAGAAGCUUGAAUGGGCCGUGGACGAAGAAGACAUAGCCAGACCUGAGAAGGGUCGGCCGUCACCCCUACCUGGCAAGAUGAACAACCCCUUCCUCCAGCUGGCCCAGGACCCCACAGUGCCCACCUACAAGCAGGGCAUCCUGGCUCGGAAGAUGCACCAUGACGUGGACGGCAAGAAGACGCCAUGGGGCAAGCGUGGCUGGAAGAUGUUCCACACUUUGCUUCGAGGGAUGGUCCUGUACUUCCUGAAGGUAGGAAGGGACCACGGCCCUGAGGGAGAGAGUUUGGUGGGGCAGAUGGUGGACGAACCUGUGGGGGUGCACCACUCGCUGGCCACGCCAGCCACCCAUUACACCAAGAAGCCACACGUCUUCCAGCUGCGGACUGCCGACUGGCGCCUCUACCUCUUCCAGGCACCCACCGCCAAGGAGAUGAGCUCCUGGAUCGCGCGCAUCAACCUGGCCGCCGCCACGCACUCAGCGCCGCCCUUCCCCGCAGCGGUGGGCUCGCAGCGCAGAUUCGUGCGGCCCAUCCUGCCUGCUUCCCCCACUGCCUCCUGCAUCUAGGAGGACCAGCACCGAUCCCACGAGAACUGCCUGGACGCUGCCUCCGACGACCUGCUGGAUCUGCAGAGGAAUUUACCCGAGCGGCGGGGCCGCAGCCGCGAGCUGGAGGAAUACCGCCUGCGGAAGGAGUACCUGGAGCACGAGAAAAACCGCUAUGAGACAUACGUGCAGCUGCUGGUGACCCGUCUGCACUGCCCUUCAAAUGACCUGGACCUGUGGGAGGAGCAGCUGGGGAAGGAAGCUGGAGGCACCCAGGAGCCCAAGCCCAGCCUGAAGAAGUCCCACUCGAGCCCAUCUCUGCACCAGGACGAGGCCCCCACCACGGCCAAGGUGAAGCGCAACAUCUCAGAGCGCAGAACCUACCGGAAGAUUAUCCCCAAGCGGAACCGCCAUCAGCUGUGAAGCAUGUCACCUCACAGAACUUGGCCCCUGCUCUGGGGUGGACCUGGGAUUAAAACCCUGCGGGAACCCAUUUCAGUGGCACCAUGAGGGGGGUGAGGCCCCUCCCUUCCCUGCUGGAGGACAGCCUGUCUCCUCUAUCUCCCUCUCUGAGCUUUCCAGAUACUGCUCUGCCCUGCCCCCCAUGGCAGGUCAACUGCCCCAGUCCCUGGCCACUCCUGAGGGAGGCCAAAGAUUUGGCUCCAUU
Messenger RNA from Miniopterus natalensis, 3374 nucleotides. The record is from RefSeq and is a predicted model, not a curated record. NCBI's taxonomy places the organism in Eukaryota, Metazoa, Chordata, Mammalia, Chiroptera, Miniopteridae.